AUGAGCAAGAGUGGUAUUUCAAUUCCAACUGAAACGAUUGGUUCGAUUCCUCGUCCGGACUACCUGUUAAAUGCUAUGCAACAAUUUGGAGCAGGCAAUCUAACAGCUGCAGAAUUAAAGGCAACAAUGGAUAAAGCCACCUUGGAAACAAUUCGUAGAUUAGAGGAAAUUGGCUCGCCAGUUAUUACCGAUGGAGAGCAAUCCAAACCAUCAUUUGUUACCUAUGCCAUUGAUGGUUCAAAAUCCAUUGUUCCAGGUGGUGUCACUAUCCCAUUCGCCGAUGGACACACCCGUCAACUUCCAUCAGCCAGCGGUAAAUUUGCCUACACUCACUUUGCCUCUGAAUUUCUUUUGGAGGCAAAGAAAUUAACCUCAUGUCCAAUCAAACAAGCUGUUAUCUCACCAAGUGCCAUGGCAUUGCUCUAUCCUUCAAGUGGAAUCCCCAACUAUACUCGUGAUCAAUUCAUUGCCGAUGUUAUUGACCAAUCGGUAUUGGAUAUCAGAAAAUGCUUGGAUGGUGGUGCAUCUUCUGUCCAAAUUGACUGUACUGAACUACGUCUUGCACUUAAACUAGAUCCAAGUGGUUCAGUACUCAGAGAAUUCGUUGAUCUUAUCAACAAAGUUUUGGAGAAAUUCACCCCUGCCCAAAGAGCUUUGAUUGGAAUUCACACAUGUCCAGGUGCUGAUCAAGAUGCAACCCAUUCUCUUGAUGUUGAUUAUGCAGAACUUAUCCCAACACUUUUCAAAAUCAACGCUGGAAGAUUCUACAUGGAGUUGGCAGCAGAAAUCGAUAGAGAAAGAGUGUUAUCAAUCAUUUCAAGUCAUCUUCGAGAAAAUUGCAAGGUUUUCUUGGGUGUUAUCGAUGUAAAUGAUCCUCGUGUUGAGACUCCUGAAGAAGUAAGAGACAGAGUGCUGGAGAUUGCAAGACAUAUCCCAGUUGAUAGAUUUGGAACAUGUGAUGAUUGUGGAUUCUCUCCAUUCGCUGAUGACAAAUCAACUUCUCGUGAAACUGCAUUUGCAAAGAUUAGAGCAAGAAUUCAAGGAACCAAGUUGGCAUGCGAUAUGCUUGGUUUAUAA
Molecule: messenger RNA, 1077 nt
Organism: Heterostelium album PN500
Lineage: Eukaryota; Evosea; Eumycetozoa; Acytosteliales; Acytosteliaceae
Product: cobalamin-independent methionine synthase II family protein
Exons: 1
Coding region: 1-1077 (358 amino acids)
Molecular function (GO): zinc ion binding; 5-methyltetrahydropteroyltriglutamate-homocysteine S-methyltransferase activity
Source: RefSeq, a predicted model, not a curated record